AACUAAAAUAUCAUAAUUUUCAGCAGCCUUUAGUCCUCGAACUCUUCUUCUUCUUCUUCUUCUUCACUACAAUUCCUCUUUCUUCUUCUUCCCUGAAACUGAAUCCAAAAUUAGGGUUUAGUUUUAGAGCUUAGUGUGUGUGGAAAAUUAAUAAUGGCAGAAGAAAAGGAAUCAUCAACAUCAAUCCCAUUGAGUCAACGGAGUGGUGGUAAUACUGAAGAUCCCGAAGAUCCUGCUAAAUCUCCUCCAACUUCUCCUAAUUCAUCUACUCGUAAGGCAUGCUUUACGGUACUACAGAGUUGGGUGUCAAAGAAGUUUAUGACCGGAUGUGUGGUUCUUUUUCCUGUCGCGGUUACAUUUUUUAUUACGUGGUGGUUUAUUCAGUUUGUUGAUAGUUUCUUCAGCCCAAUAUAUGAGAGACUUGGACUGGAAAUAUUUGGACUUGGAUUUGUCACUUCAUUGAUUUUUGUAUUAUUUAUUGGUAUAUUUGUGUCAUCAUGGAUGGGUGCCACUGUUUUUUCUCUUGGAGAGUGGUUCAUAAAGAAAAUGCCAUUUAUUAAGCAUCUGUAUUCAGCAUCCAAACAGAUCAGCUCUGCGAUUUCUCCAGAUCAAAACACCACAGCCUUUAAAGAAGUUGCAAUAAUUCGUCAUCCACGUAUUGGUGAAUAUGCAUUUGGAUUUAUCACCUCAACAGUUGUUCUUCAGAGAGAUAACGGAGAUGAAGAGUUAUGUAGUGUAUACGUGCCAACAAACAAUCUGUACAUUGGAGACAUUUUUCUGGUCAAUUCUCUCGAGAUCAUAAGACCAAAUUUGUCUAUUGGAGAAGGCAUAGAGAUCAUUGUUUCUGGUGGAAUGACAAUGCCACAACUGAUUUCUCCAAUAGAAAGAGUUACCCGUCCGAAUGAUCGCCCUCUUAACAGAAUAUAGUCUUACAUGUUAGGUAAAAUUCUUUUGACUGUUCUGUGCUGUGUUACUAAGUUUUGGAGUUUCCAAAUUCGGGUUUUUGUAUAUUUUGUCGAGACAAUUCUUCUAUCCUGUGAUGCAAAAGGAAGUUUGAGCGGAUUCUUGUUUACCAGGUUUACAGGAACACAUAACUACAGUCAUAUUAAUUUUGUAAUUGCAGAAUGGAGUUGGGUUUUAAGGGGGGGUGUUUGGUGUUCUUGCUAGUGCAGGAUUAAUGCGCUUUUGUGUCUAUAGACUAUAGUUAACUAUUGUAUCUUCUAUAAUAUGUAGUCUGUGAAAAACAAAAAAAAGUAGAUUUUUUCGUAUCUAAUACUUAAUGUAUUCUUUUGUGCUGCAACAUUGUAUACAACUUUUCUGUC
Papaver somniferum (opium poppy) is the source of this 1322-nucleotide messenger RNA. RefSeq names its product protein LIKE COV 2-like. Gene Ontology annotation, cellular component: Golgi apparatus. The coding region runs from base 154 to 927 and encodes 257 amino acids. The transcript has 7 exons. NCBI's taxonomy places the organism in Eukaryota, Viridiplantae, Streptophyta, Magnoliopsida, Ranunculales, Papaveraceae. The record is from RefSeq and is a predicted model, not a curated record.